This is a messenger RNA of Stylophora pistillata, 746 nucleotides long. RefSeq names its product NADH dehydrogenase [ubiquinone] 1 beta subcomplex subunit 8, mitochondrial. NCBI's taxonomy places the organism in Eukaryota, Metazoa, Cnidaria, Anthozoa, Scleractinia, Pocilloporidae. Gene Ontology annotation, cellular component: mitochondrion; respiratory chain complex I. The record is from RefSeq and is a predicted model, not a curated record.
AGAAGUUUUCAAGAUGGCGGCUAGAGGGGGUUUGCGUCUCGGUCAAGCUCUUCUUCGCCGUGCGGCAUUUAGACCACAGACUUUGAUUGGCAUAAGAAAAGCCAGUGAUGAUCACAUAAAGUAUCCUAUUCCAACUCCGGAGGAUGAUUGGAAGAAUUUCAAUCGUCCAUGGCCAGAUGAUGGUUAUGCCCUGGGGGACUAUCCCAACCUUCCAGAGAUUUGCAAUCAGAGAAGACAACAUUUAGGAUGGUGGGAUGUUCAAGAACGUAGAAACUACAAUGAGCCUAUACAUUUGGACGAAGAUGCACUUAACGUUUGGGUGUGGAGUGAGGUGACAUGUAAUGACAGAUACACACCGGGUGAAAUACUGAUGCAACUGGGUAUUGCCACUGCCACUCUUUGCUUUGUUGGAUACCUCUCUUACCUUUAUGAUCAAACAGACAGAAACCCUGCGGUUCCAAAGGAAUACCCUUUUAACAAUCUGUACCUUGAGCGAGGAGGGGACCCCAAUAAAGACCCAAGUGAGGAAGUCUUCCAUCCAGACCAGAGAGUCAUCCCACGUAAUCUGUAUGGAUCCUGAUGCAUUUUUCAUGGGUCACCAAACAGUUCUGAUUGCAAAUCCAUCAAAAUAGAAUUCAUGUUAAGCUCUGAGAUUUUUUUCCUAACUGUAUUUUGUGUACAAGUGUGUGAAGAAUGUAUCUUUAGUGCAGAUGUAUAUAACAUUAAAUUUUAAUACGGUGUAUAAA